ACGUACACUGACGUACUCCGGAAGAGCAGAUUGAGCAUGUGCGGCGAGGCAUCAUGGCGGGAAUUUAUAUUUUACACAGUAUAGGAGCGAGUCACAAAACUGUAGUCUAUUAGCUGUUCGUGAAUUUAAAUUCGUCGAUUUCAAAGAAAUGGAAGCGUCGGCAGAAGAACCUACUACAGUCCUUGUUGAUGACCCCUGCGUCAAACUUACGCCGCGACAAGGGGGCGUGUCUUUAAGAAAAAGAUCUUCAGACUCCACAUAUAGGGGCAGGAACGUCUAUUCUGGUUUUAAAUCUCCGGCUCAGAACAGCAGCAGGUUGAAAUGUGCAGUCCGUCCAGAGGAAGAGGCCAAAGAGCUCAGACAAACCCUUGAUCUACUCGAUUCAGAAAUAGCCCAGCUGGAGAAAGCUGGAUUUGUUGAGAAGGAAUUGGAUCAACACAUAGAUUUGUUGCAUGAAUACAAUGAUAUCAAAGACAUUGGACAAACUCUACUAGGCAGAUUAGCUGGCUCGCGUGGACUGACCACAAGAGACUUGUACAGUCAUUUCGGCCUUGAGUUAGAUGACUGAGUGGCAAGCAUCAUUAAAUACUUUGAUAUUGUAGAGGGGAACCAUUUAUGGCCCUGAUUGUAAAUAAUAUUAUGGGUCUAUUUUUGUUUUUUGUAUGCAAUAACAAAUAAAACAAGUUGCUGUUCUUGA
This is a messenger RNA of Paramisgurnus dabryanus, 697 nucleotides long. It is a transcript of the gene swi5, whose product is annotated as SWI5 homologous recombination repair protein. Gene Ontology annotation, biological process: double-strand break repair via homologous recombination. Lineage: Eukaryota; Metazoa; Chordata; Actinopteri; Cypriniformes; Cobitidae. The record is from RefSeq and is a predicted model, not a curated record. Gene Ontology annotation, cellular component: Swi5-Swi2 complex; Swi5-Sfr1 complex.